This is a messenger RNA of Anolis sagrei ordinatus, 2042 nucleotides long. It is a transcript of the gene USP50, whose product is annotated as ubiquitin specific peptidase 50. Gene Ontology annotation, cellular component: dendritic spine; extrinsic component of plasma membrane; cytosol. Gene Ontology annotation, molecular function: cysteine-type deubiquitinase activity. The record is from RefSeq and is a predicted model, not a curated record. Lineage: Eukaryota; Metazoa; Chordata; Lepidosauria; Squamata; Anolidae. Gene Ontology annotation, biological process: Ras protein signal transduction; endosome organization; protein K63-linked deubiquitination.
UUAUGUGCUUUCUUUAAGUCACCUGUCGACUUAUGGCAAACCCAUGAAUUUCACAGGCAGGAAAUCCUCCAAAAUAAUUUUUGUGAGAUCCUUCCUCACAAAUAUAGCCUAUAGCACCUAGUCUCCCAUUUACGCAUUUACGCAGUGGACUUCCAAGAUCAGAUGGAGUUGUGGCUGAAAUUUUCCACCUGUAGUUUCACUGUUUCUUCUUCCUCCCUUGUCCCAAUCUUGAGCUUGACCUCUUCAUCUGGACAUCUGGACCAUCCUCAUUUGUCUGCAGUAGCUUGAAGCUCAGGAGUUGGUAGACUUGGUGCGGUUGAAGCGUGAGACAUCCCUGAAAAGCGACCAAGUGGAACCAGAGAGGUUUAGGUUCUGGAAUGGCACAGCCUUCCAUCUUGUCCAGAAAAACCACAACAGCAUUGCCUAGCAACAAGGUAGAGUGAGUGCAUUUAUGAUGCCGGAGGAAUCCAUGUCGGAAUUCCAUGGUGAGCCGUAAGAGACAAGCCCGUGCAUUGGGGGCCUUGUGUGUCAGAUGACACCAUGCAACUUCACAAAAAAGCAGGGAAAUCCAGCCUCAAAAUGAAGCAGAGGUGGUAAGUUGGCUCCCCUUCAAAAUCCAGCAAGAGAACCAUUUUCAUUCCUUGCAAACCGGCUAAUGGCUUCCAGUUCAACAAAGAUGCCAGACGACUUCAACAUAUUUUACCUUCUCAAGGGUGUCCUUCCCUUGGAGACAUCAGAGGAGCCUAUGGAUGAAUCCAGAGACGAGACAAACCCGCAGUACCAAGGACUCACUGGCCUCCGAAACCUGGGCAAUACCUGUUACAUGAAUGCGGUGAUACAGUGCCUCUCCAGCGUAUGCCCGCUGGUCGAAUAUUUCCUCUCUGGGAGAUACACAGCAGCACUGGACAAGAACAAUGGGGAGAUUGCAACAGCCUUUGCUUACCUGAUGAACGACAUGUGGCUGGGGGACUUUGACUGCGUGUCCCCAGAGGUCUUCAGACUGGUAAUUGGUGAACGGUACCCGGCGUUCAUCAAGAAAACCCAGCAGGAUGCGCAAGAGUUCCUGAUUUAUGUCUUGAAUGAGCUGCACGAAGCACUGAAAAAGACAAGCAAGAGAAGGAACCAAGGGUCCUCCUCUUCCACCUGGGAUUCCAGGGGGACUUAUGUCAGCGAGUCCUCCAUCAUCACCCGGCUUUUUGAAGGACAUCUCAGCUAUGACAUCAUGUGUUUGGAGUGUCAAAACACCACUUACAAAAACGAGAUCUUCACCGUGUUAUCGCUUCCCAUCCCGUAUGAGACCGAAUGCUCACUAGAGGAAUGCCUUGAAUGCUUCUUUCAGCAAGACAUGCUGACAUGGAACAACCAGAUUAACUGUUCCUGUUGCGGGACAAAGACUGACGCCGCGGUCAAAGCCAGCAUCGCCAAGGCGCCCAAGGUGGUCGUCUUCCACCUGAAGAGAUUUGACUGUCAAGGACAUUACAAAAAGAAACUGAAAACAGACAUCUACUAUCCGCUGAAUAACUUAGAUUUGUCUUCUUAUAUAUAUCCACUCUUUCGGAAAAACCCCAAAUAUAGCUUGUUCGCUGUGGUGAAUCACUUCGGAGACCUGGAUGGCGGCCAUUACACCGCGUUCUGUAAACACACGCCGAGCCAAAGCUGGUACAGCUUCGAUGACUCUCAGAUCAGCGAGAUUUCAGAGCCUGAUAUACAAACAUCUGCAGCUUAUCUCCUGUUUUACAACAACCAAACUUUCUCUGUGCCGGUUAAAAACCAGAAUGGCUAAGAAACCAUGACUUAAGACACAUUGACACUGGGCAAAUAUUCACUGACUUGGCCGAACCUUUGGUCCUUCAUCGCAGAAGAACAGCUGCGUUUUGGGCCACACUUGGCGAUUUAGACGCUGGCGUCCGUACCACUUCUUUCCUCAUUGGAAAAAAACGAAAACAGAAACGAGUGGAUGCUGGUUGGGAACACAUUGUCAGUAAGCUUUCGCAGCAUGUGGUACACUUUGAGCUAAAUAAAUUCUUCCUGGGCAGCUAGAA